ACAUGUGCACCGGACACACAACUCUCUCCUGAGCGGACACUGCGGGGAAAGCAAGGAACGAGCCCACCAUGGAAUAGGAAUACUGCUGGACAAAACGGGGGAAAAACCUCUCUCUCAUCUUUCUUCCUUUUUCCCCCUUUUUCUGACGCCCUUUUCUCUCUCUCUCUCUCUCUCUCUCUCGCGCACCUCUCCCCCGCGCUCUCCCUCUCGAUGUCUCUCAACAGUUUCUAAAGGAAUUGAAGGAAAGAAAAAUGAGGAUUAUUAUUUUGUCUUGGCACUUUCUCGGGGUGUAUUCCGCCCUAAUGGGGCUGGUGACGGGGGCUUUCCCCAGCUCAGUGCAGUUAGGUGGGUUGUUCAUUAGGAAUACUGAUCAGGAGUAUACAGCGUUCCGACUAGCUAUCUUCCUCCACAACACCAGCCCUAAUGCUACGGAGGCUCCAUUUAACCUGGUCCCGCAUGUCGACAACAUAGAGACGGCCAACAGCUUCGCCGUCACCAAUGCAUUCUGUUCUCAGUAUUCAAGAGGGGUCUUCGCCAUCUUUGGCCUUUACGAUAAGCGCUCGGUGAACACGCUGACGUCGUUCUGUGGGGCCCUGCACAUCAGCCUGGUGACGCCCAGCUUCCCCACCGAGGGAGAGGCUCAGUUCACCCUGCAGCUCCGGCCCUCCAUCAGAGGGGCUUUGCUGUCACUUCUGGAUCAUUAUGACUGGAGCCGAUUUGUCUUCCUCUACGACACAGACAGAGGUUAUGCAAUACUGCAGGCAAUUAUGGAGAGAGCGGGGCAGAACGGAUGGCAGGUGAGUGCUAUCUGUGUGGAGAGCUUCAAUGAGGCUGCAUACCGCCGACUCUUAGAGGACCUGGACCGACGUCAGGAGAGAAAAUAUGUUCUUGACCUGGAGCCUGAGAGACUACAGAGCAUCCUAGAACAGGCUGUCAGUGUGGGGAAACAUGUGAAAGGUUACCAUUACAUCGUAGCCAACCUGGGAUUUAAGGACAUAUCUCUGGAGAGGUUCAUGCAUGGCGGUGCCAAUGUGACUGGUUUCCAGCUGGUGGACUUCAGCAGGCCUAUCGUUAUUAAACUGAUGCAGCGCUGGAACAAACUGGAUCAGCGAGAGUACCCGGGAUCUGAAAGCCCACCUAAGUAUACCUCAUCUCUGACAUAUGAUGGCGUCCUUGUGAUGUCCGAGGCCUUCCGCACCCUUCGCCGUCAGAAAAUUGAUAUCAGUCGCCGUGGCAACGCUGGGGACUGCCUGGCUAACCCAGCUGCUCCCUGGAACCAGGGAAUAGAUAUGGAGCGUGCACUCAAACAGGUGCGCAUUCAGGGCCUGACUGGGAACAUUCAGUUUGAUCACUACGGUCGGAGGGUGAACUACACCAUGGAUGUGUUUGAACUGAAGAGCAACGGACCACGCAAGAUUGGCUACUGGAAUGACAUAGACAAACUUGUGUUGGUCCAGAAUGAAAACGUUCUGUCCAAUGACAGCACGUCGAUGGAGAACCGAACAGUAGUCGUGACAACUAUCAUGGAGGGUCCCUAUGUGAUGCUGAAGAAGAACCAUGAACUCUUUGAAGGGAACGACCAGUUUGAGGGAUACUGUGUGGACUUGGCCUCAGAGAUCGCAAAACACAUCGGAAUCAAAUACAAGAUCUCCAUUGUACCGGAUGGGAAGUAUGGAGCCAGAGAUCCAGAGACCAAGAUAUGGAACGGCAUGGUGGGAGAGCUUGUUUAUGGGAAAGCAGCAAUCGCUGUGGCCCCGCUGACCAUCACUCUGGUGAGAGAAGAGGUGAUCGACUUCUCGAAGCCCUUCAUGUCUCUGGGAAUCUCCAUCAUGAUCAAAAAGCCCCAGAAGUCUAAACCCGGUGUUUUCUCUUUCCUGGACCCUCUGGCCUAUGAGAUCUGGAUGUGCAUAGUGUUCGCGUACAUUGGAGUCAGUGUUGUGCUGUUUUUGGUGAGUCGCUUCAGUCCGUAUGAGUGGCAUGCAGAGGAACCAGAGGAGGGAACAACAGAGCUUGGCCCCACCGACCAACCUCCCAAUGAGUUUGGCAUCUUCAACUCCCUCUGGUUCUCACUGGGAGCCUUCAUGCAACAGGGCUGCGACAUCUCACCACGGUCCCUGUCUGGGCGUAUUGUUGGAGGUGUGUGGUGGUUCUUCACCCUCAUCAUCAUCUCCUCUUACACAGCCAACCUGGCUGCUUUCCUCACAGUGGAGAGGAUGGUCUCCCCCAUAGAGAGCGCGGAGGACUUGGCCAAACAGACCGAGAUAGCCUACGGGACACUGGACUCAGGUUCUACUAAGGAGUUUUUCAGGAGGUCCAAAAUAGCCGUAUACGAGAAGAUGUGGUCGUUUAUGAAGUCUGCCGAGCCGUCAGUCUUCGCCAAAACCACGGCAGAGGGCGUGGCGAGGGUCCGCAAGUCCAAGGGAAAGUACGCUUUCCUCCUGGAGUCAACAAUGAACGAAUACACGGAGCAGCGGAAGCCUUGUGACACCAUGAAAGUCGGGGGGAACCUGGACUCCAAAGGAUAUGGGAUUGCUACACCGAAAGGCUCACAGUUAAGAAACGCGGUUAACCUGGCCGUGCUAAAGCUCAACGAGCAGGGCCUGUUGGACAAAUUGAAAAACAAGUGGUGGUAUGACAAAGGAGAAUGUGGCAGCGGGGGAGGGGAUUCCAAGGACAAGUCGUCCCAGGCCCUGAGCCUGUCCAACGUGGCGGGGGUCUUCUACAUCCUGGUGGGCGGCCUGGGCCUGGCCAUGCUGGUGGCCCUGGUCGAGUUCUGCUACAAGUCACGGGCCGAAGCCAAGCGCAUGAAGCUUUCUUUUUCUGAAGCCAUGCGGAAUAAGGCCCGUCUGUCCAUCACAGGAAGUGUGGGGGAGAAUGGCCGCGUCCUGACGCCAGACUGCCCCAAAGCUGUGCAUGCUGGCCACGCCUCCCUCCGACACCCCGGCCUUGCAGUGAUCUCCUCCGGACUGCCCUGAAAACCAAAAACACCUGCCGUGCCUUAACGACACACAAACAUAGAGACUUGGACAAGGAUACACACACAACCACACGCAAUCAUACACUUACCAAUAUCCUGCAUAACACACACACAGACACACAAAUACAUGCAUUUAAUAACAGAUACUCAAAGCUCACAUUUAUACACACUUGAAAACAGAAUCACAGACUGCGCAUCAUCAUCUCACUUUCCUGCUGCCAUUGACUUAUUUUACAAGAGAUAAGUGAAAUUCAACUAUGGAGUGAGCAGUGGAGAAAAAAGCAAAGGACAACAAUGACGUUCACACUUGCCUGCAGCAUUCAUUCUGUUGUUUUUUGGGAGGACACAUGACAGGAAAGCCAGCACAGACUUUUGUGAAAUGAACUAUGAGCUUCGAACCUGACCGCAAAACUGAUCAUGAUGAUGAUGAGACAAAUAUGGUGAUCGCAGCUGACUGUAAAAAAAAGAAAAAAAGACUACCAAACAACUCUGUUCCUGGUCUUUCUUCGUUGGACAGUGUUGGCCAAUGAGCCCCACACCUUGACAACGCCUUACUAAGACUACAAACAUUGUUUUCAUCAUCAUCAUCAUCAUGGUCAACGUCCUCUUAACUUGCCUGCAAAGAGUGCCAGGUAUUAUCACCCUUAGAAGACCAGAAAACUGUAAGCUUGAACGUUUGGACUGUACAAACCCCCCUUCUUUGCCAUUGACUGUUCAAACUGAAUGAAAAUGCUUUCUUACUACGCAUAUAGAAUAGUUUCUCGCCCCCAAAACCAGCGAGAUAAUCAGCCAAUACAAAACAGAAGUAACCUCGAAACACACACAUGUGGCUAAUCUCAACCACAUUAUUCACAGGGGUUUGUAAAGAAAAAAAACAGUAGUAAUUAAUUAAGUCCUUCAUCAAUAGCAUCGUCAUGACAGUAGAAAUGCUAAAUAGCAAAUUGUCCAUUACUUUUUGCCUAGGGGCAAAAGGUGAGGUUUAAACUGUAUAUUCAGUGAUGGAAAUAAAAAAUAAAACACAUGGGCAGAUCUCAAAUGGCUACCUAACAGAGUGCUUCUCAACCUGAAUGCAGGGACCUUAUUAAAAAUGUACAGAAUAAAUGGGAAUGAAUAUUGUGUUUAAUUAUGGAAACUAAUUCUGCCUCCAUGUCUUCUUGAAUAAUUAAUCCAGGCAAUGGAAAAGGCAAAUAAAAGUUCAUCAUUCUUUGCAUGUUUCCUACUCACGGCUAGAGUAGUAAACCAUUUGUUUCAAGUGCUGUAAUAAGGUUGAGAACCACUAUUCUAUGCUGUGGGCACUUCAUUUAACUUGACCUACAGUAUAGGUAUCAUUUUCAAUUUUCUCUAAAGGUAAAUGACUCUAAUUGGCAGUUAGGUUGUCAUUUGAGAUUUUCAGUCUUUUCCACUGGCCGGGUAAAGGUACCAUAUCAGAAAGCUUGCAUUUUAAAACUGUUGUAAAUAACUGCGUAGCAAAACAGAACUCACCUGUCUUUUUUAAUCAUCUUAGAUAACAAUUCAUUGCAAUAAUGAAUAUAAAAGAAAAUGCCAAUACUUGUAAUUAAAAUCAAAUCUUUUUUAUAAAUCUACAUAUUAUAUAUAUAUAAUACAAAUAAAUAUAUAUCUAUACGUCUAUAGAGAGCUAUAGAAAACAUUGAUCACAGAUUGUCAGAGGCCAUGGCAUACAUUCUGUUACAUGGCUGUUUUUUUGAUAACUUGAGAAUAUUAUUAUGCCACAGUCUUUGUGUGUCCUGCUCAACACUGAAUGUCCAUCUGACACUCACACGGACACACACAUAGAAUCGCACGCAAACACAUUGUUGCAUACACAGGGUCAGCUCAGAGUGAUCACCACUUUAUUUUUGCCUGUCUGUCUAUUUCACCAGUAGUUUAUCACUGUUCUUCAUUGUCUAACGAUGUUUGUUUUGUUAUCACUAAACCUUCUGAUAGCGAGCUGCAAAGGCCCCUGAAACAGCAUGGAGAUGCCAGUAUUCAGCACUGGAGCCGAUACAAUGAGAACGCUCAUUCAGGCAGGCUGCUAGAGAGGAUGGGCCACUGCGAUCACUGUACUGUAGAGAAACAAUGCUGUCUGACUUCUGGAGGGUGUAGCAUUUGUGUUGUAUAACGCCUCAGUGCUUUUUGUUAUUUGUCUUCUCACCAAAGUGAGUCAGCUUCAGAUUGAAAUUGAGUUCAAGCUGAGCAGGGUUUGUUAUUUCUGGGGACAUGUUUUGGUCUAUCAUACUUGGCAAGAGCAAUCAAUCAACAUAACAAAUCUGUUAUAUACCAUAUGGCAGUCUGCUUUGGGACAUCCACUUAAUUCAAGCCUUGGUGAGAGGAAAAUAUUUAAAAAAAUAAUAAUAUCUGAGGCUCAAUUAGGAUAAAUUAUUUUUAAAGGAUUGUCAGUGCAGUUCUACUUUUUGUUGUAAUGCAACUCGGUAUGGUGGAAGUGUGAGAUAGUGUCAUAAUACAACAGUACUGUAUGUGGGAAUGAAAUAUUGUGUGUUCUGCCCUGCUGCUUUUUCCUUUUCUCCCUUGACCUCUUUGGGUUUUUUCUCCCAUUUAUCCUGUGCCCUGCCGCCCAUCCCUCAACUCAUACCUCCCUCUUGUUUAGCCUCUCCCUUCCUCUCUUUCUGCUUUCGUCUCCCACUCCUGUCCUACAGUGUGACACAACUCUCUCUACAAGGAGCAUCUCAGAAAUGAAAAAUAACUUUAUUUUCCACCUUGACACACUGCAAAAUAAUGGGAUAGAGAACUUGAGACAUCACGGAAAAUCUGAGUUUCUCCUGGUUCUUCGAUCUGAACCUGGUAUACCUCUGAAAUCAUAACCUCUAACAUUUUACACAAAAAAGUCCCUUAUUUGUUUAACUCACACAUUUUGUUUUGUUUUACUUACACUGGACAUCAAUCCUACAUCCAAUGUAAAACACAAAAGAAAACGUUGAAAAUACUAUCUUAAAACCACAAGCUUCUGGCAGAAAAGAUAGUUAGACAGUUUCUAAUAACCUCUACUCCGCCCGGGGAUCAGUACAGCAGCACUGCAGCAAUCAAACAGGAGAGGGAAAAGGAAAUAGUUAUCCAGAGGAUACAUUUGUGAAGAGACAUUUAACAAGGAGUUAUCACCACACCAAGCAGACUGUACAUUAUACUGUUGUGUUUAUUUCUUUGCCACCUCCAGCACAUAAGAUUUCAUGCGUCGACAGCAAAAGCAGACUGCUAGUCUGUCCACACUCUGGCUUAAACACUGUUUCUUUCUUCAUUUGUUUCUUGUCCUUCCAUUUGGUUUCUUUUCUAGUAAAACAU
Molecule: messenger RNA, 6271 nt
Organism: Trematomus bernacchii (emerald rockcod)
Lineage: Eukaryota; Metazoa; Chordata; Actinopteri; Perciformes; Nototheniidae
Gene: gria4a
Product: glutamate receptor, ionotropic, AMPA 4a
Exons: 18
Coding region: 252-2975 (907 amino acids)
Biological process (GO): modulation of chemical synaptic transmission; synaptic transmission, glutamatergic; monoatomic ion transport
Cellular component (GO): postsynaptic membrane; plasma membrane; AMPA glutamate receptor complex
Molecular function (GO): AMPA glutamate receptor activity; transmitter-gated monoatomic ion channel activity involved in regulation of postsynaptic membrane potential
Source: RefSeq, a predicted model, not a curated record